CUAUAUAACCAACUCUGUGAGAACUGUGGGCACAAAUUUGGAGGAAAUGAGGAGCAAAUUGUGUUCAUCAAGAGAGCAAAUUCUGAGUCAUUAAGAGUUGCUUUGAAUUUGAGAAAUUAAUCGAUUUUGUAAGAGAUUGGAGUGGUGGGUAAUUCUUCACAAUCAAGCUCUUUCAAAAUUCUUAACGUGUUCCUUUUGUUUUGAGUUUGUUUUCUUAUGACAGCCAAGUGAUUUCGUCUUCUUCUACACCCAAGGAAGGAACACAUUGGUUCAAUGGAGGUCGACAUGUCUUCUUCAAGUUCAUGGAGUCCAGAUAGCUCUAUUAGUGCACAACGGUCUCUAUGGCUUCAAACAACUCUAUCAGAAAUGGACAAGAAGAUGAAGGCCAUGAUGUCCCUUUUGGAAGAAGAGAAUUCUUCAUCCAAAAUAGUUGAGAUUCAAUGCACAAGAAAAUCAGAACUCACACAAAUGCUUGAAGAGUUUAACAUGUCUUACCGUUCAUUGGCAGAGCAGCAUGAUCAGUUGAGGUGUAAAUCACAUUAUGCCCUUCAUUCAGGGUCUUUAUCUUCAUCUUCUAACUCCAGAGCAAUCAGAACAACCAGUGACAACCAGAAAGGAGUUGCAGAAAGCUUCACUGAUCCUAAACUGGCAGCGCUUGAUUCCCCCUCUGAUUCUAUCAUCGAAGAUCCAGAUGCUGAGUGUGAUCUUCAUAAUUUUGAUUUUGAUAUUGCAUACCUGAACAGGCUAGCUGAUGAAUUGUUGUCAACUGAACAAUGCAAGAUGAAUUUGGAGACAAAAAGUAUAAUUGAAGACAAUGAUAUGGAUAAAGGAACCGCAGAGUCCUCCAACAAAGAAGACAUUAAGAUGAAUGGCUCUGAAUUGGGUCCAGCUACAACUAGAGAUUUUGCUGCGGACAGUUCUAGAUGGGAGAAUACAUGGCCUGAGAUAAAAAUUCAGGUCACAAAGCUAAUGGUGGAGAAUCUGCGGCAGAAGGCUGAGUUGCUAAAGAGAAAUGAACGAAAGAGAAAAACCAUUAAUGGGCUCCGGGCAGAGAUUGAACGCUUAAAGAGCGAGAACAGGGCCCUUCAGAAUUGUACCAAGUUCUCAAAAGUUGUUAUGAAGCGCAGCCAAUCACACGUGUCAAGAUCAAAUGAAUCAAUUUUCAGCAUAGAGAAAUCGCCAGCGAUUGCCACAGAAGCACAGACCAUCCUUGAAAUAAUGGAAUCGCUUUAAAUCUCUAACAACAAUUCCGUUUUUAACGAUCAUGGAGAUCAAUUAAUUACAGUAUGAAGUCCCCACAAACCCUGAGAUUCCUAAUUAUCUGAAUUGUACUACCAGGGACCGAAUUCAUGAUUGCAAAGGCAAUGGCCAGCUUUUCACUAUGCUCGUAAUGUCAUUUUCUUCUCUUCCUCAUCUACGUCAUGAAGCAACAAAGCCAUAUUGGGUAAAUAGCAAACUUCUUCCAGCCUCACGUUUAGUUCCUCCAAAUACUUAUAGACCUUUUCGUGUUCAGGAUGCUCUGUAUUUCCAACCGAGAAUACAUGAACCUUCCCUCUUAGUUCAGCUAGACCGAAUCCAGAAAGUUUAGCCAGUUGAAGAUUCUUCAUAUGUAUUCUAGUCCGCUCAGCAUCUUCCCGCUUUCCAGCAAUAGCAUAUAUGUUGGAAGGUAAGACAUGGUAUCCGCAUUACUUGGGUCUAGUUCAAAUGAGUUCCUUGCAGCAAUCUCCCCAAGCUCCAGAUUCUUGUGAGUAUACAAGCCACGAGAAGUGAACCCAGACUACAAAAUCAGUCUUCAUCUUCAUCCUUUCAAUCAUAUUAUAAGCCUCCUUGAGAUGAUCAGCUCGCUAAAGAAGAUCAAUCACAGCCAUAAUGCUCAACCCCAGGCUCUACAUUAAAUUCACUAUCCAUAGUAUUUGACCAAUGCCAACCUUAUUUGACUAGACAGCAUGGCUGCAAGCCGCUAAAAUUGACACAAAAGUAUUAUAAUUAGUUCUGACCCCAGUCUUAUCAUUUCAUAAAACACUUCCAGAGCUUCUUUGGCAUGGCAAUGCAUUCCAUAACCAGCAAUCAUGGCAGUGCAGGACACGACAUUCUUCUCCCUCAUGCGAUUAAAUGCGUUCCUUGCCAAAUCCGUUCUUCCACAUUUGCAAUACAUGUCAAUAAUAGAAGUGCCCAAAAUCACACACUCCUCUAAAGUAUAUGAAGAGUAAUCAUUCACAAGUACCUGAUCAUGUACACACUAUUUUUUUGGUAAUCGAUAAUGUACACACUUGCCGAUAUGCAAAACUCCUAUAUGCAAAUAUCUAAUAAAACAGCAGACAAUGUCCACAAAUUGAAUUUGACAUCACAAUUGUUUACCAUUUCAUUAAAAUAUUCAGAGCCUCCCUGGCCAUUGGCCAAUCCAUUUUUGUGCAACAUUAGCAAUAACUGAAUUCCAAAAAAUCACAUCCUUUCCGGCCAUCCGUUAAUAACUUUCCCAGAGACAUCCACAUAACCGCAUUUCGCAUAGGCAUCCAUCAAAAUAUAGCCGACACCCCACAUCACUAUCGAACCGUCUCUUUGUCACAAAUCCAAGAACCCUUUCGUCACGCUCAUUUAAGUAACAUAAGAAGAAGCUGACAAAACAGAAACCGCAGCAACCGAAUCAAAUAAAGGCAAUCUCGUUCUUUUCACUAUCGCUCUCCUUAUUUAGAAACUCCUUAAAAUGCAAUAAAACUUCACGGGCAUAGUCGUCUUGGACGUACCCAGUUAGCAUGGAAGUCCAAGAAACAAUAUUUCUCCUGGUAUUUCGUCGAACAGUUUCCUCGCGUCACUCAAUUCACCGCAUUUCGAUUACUUGUCAGUAAGAGCUGAGAACACAAAAAGGUCUUCUUCAAAGCCGAAGACAAGUGCUUGUUGGUGGGCUUGUUUUCUCGAGUAAAGGUCGAGCAAAGCAGAGCAGGAUUUGAUAGUACAUGGGAAAGUAGAGCGAGUCGGUGAAAGAGAGAGCUUCCGCAUGGAAGAAAAAGCAAGAAGAGCUUCGACUGCGUCGGCGCUCCGAGUCAAGUCGGCAAUGAUGGAGUUCCAGGAGGAGACAUUGACUUUGUCGAUGUAUUAGUUGAACCAGGCAGUGAAAUUUGGGUGGGAUGAGUAGCGGCGGCUAUAGAGCUUGUACGAGACUCCCGCGAACACUGAAGUAAAAUUCCAACUCUUCGUUUAUUCUUUUUUUAUCGUAUUAACAUUUAAAUGAACAAUGUUAUUUUAAGAUUACUUUGGAAAAUGAAAUCAAAACUGAAUUAUUUUAAGGAAUUUCCAGCCAACGAAGUUCGCCGGUGUUGAGGAUGGCGAAGGUUUGCUUGGCAAAGGAUAUGAAAUCCUGAGUGAGAAUAUUUAGA
Messenger RNA from Mangifera indica (mango), 3374 nucleotides. RefSeq names its product protein NETWORKED 3A-like. The coding region runs from base 274 to 1233 and encodes 319 amino acids. Lineage: Eukaryota; Viridiplantae; Streptophyta; Magnoliopsida; Sapindales; Anacardiaceae. The transcript is spliced from 3 exons. The record is from RefSeq and is a predicted model, not a curated record. Gene Ontology annotation, molecular function: actin binding.